AUGCGAGUCACGGCUCAGCAAGUGUUGGACGGGUCAGUCUUUCAUUUUCCAAAAGUGCUGGACUCUUUCUUCAGUUACUUGAAUGCUUUCCGUCCAAAGGAUCUUACGACAUCACAGUCUUUAGAGGGCUUUGAGCAGUCACAUUUGACUUUUCAACUUGAACCAGACGACGUCAUAGCUAAACUUAAACGUGACGAAAGGUCUUUCUGGGAGCGGCUGACCGAUUCUGAAGAAAAUCGUCCCUACGCUAUACUCUUUAUAUCACUUAUCACGGCCAAUAUUCGUGUACUUCGAAGUGUACCUGCAAAAAUCGAUGCUAUGAAUUUGCUCGUCAAACUAGCUUCACUUUGUAGUCCAGUCGUGGCAACCGAACGCGUGCUCCCGUAUUUGGUUUCUUGUUUAUCCGAGUUUGAUGCACAAGUCCGUGCAGCUGCAGUUCAUUCAAUCACCGAAGUUGUUCUGCCGAUUGAACCCACAACCUUCGAAGAUUCUCUUGUAUUUAUCGACUAUCUGCUACCGGAAUUAGUAAGUAUACUUGUUUUUAGACUUGCUUAUAAUAUCUAGAU
Strongylus vulgaris is the source of this 566-nucleotide messenger RNA. The record is from the annotation of a GenBank genome assembly. NCBI's taxonomy places the organism in Eukaryota, Metazoa, Nematoda, Chromadorea, Rhabditida, Strongylidae.